AUGCAGCGAUUAGGUCAAGCGCGGGUGCAGGCCGUGCGCCCGUCGUCGGGACGCAGUGGCGGCCGCCGCAGCAGCUCUAGCAGCGGCGUCGCUGCUGCCACGCGCGCAGGAGCGCCAGCCGGGGCCUCGUCGCCGCCCGGGGAGGGAACUGCAGCGGCGGCGGGCAGCGCCCAGCAGCAGCAUCCUUCCCCAGCCUCACGCCAGCCCCGCAGCAGCGCAGCUGUCCGGGACGCCACCUCGUCCCUGCCUUGGGGUGGCGCCAGGGGCAGCGGCGGCGGCAGCGCCUUUGGCGGCCAGGGCUCCAGGCCGCCGGCGAUCCAGCGGGUUGCUGCGCCUCCCAAGGGUAAAAAGGCGGCGGAGGCGCCGGCCGGCGGGCUGCCUGUCAACGAGUGGCAGCUGGCCCUGAGGAAGCAGCGGCGGGAGGCGGCGCGCGCAGCGCAGGCGGCGGCAAAAGCGGCAGCAGAGGCAGCAGCGGCGGCGGCUGCGGCGGCGAAGGAGGCGCAGCUGCGCCAGCAGCGCGAGCAGCAGCGACGACACGCGGAAGAAGAUGGCGCGAAGGUAGGGCACGGAGUCGUGGCGGCACGCGGCGCCCUCCGCCUGGCGCGCGCCAACACCCGGCCCGCGCCCUCGGCUGCUGCAGCGGGGGACAGUACGGCAGGCGCUGCGCAGGCGGCCAUCGUGCGCUCCACCAAAGAGCGCCGGGCCCGCCGCCUGCGCCCGCCCGCGCCGCCCCGUGCAGAGGGCGGCCUCUUCGCGCCGCCCCCACCCCCGCCGCGGCCGGCGGCCGCCGAGGCGCCGGGCGGAGCCGGCCCCGGGCAGCCGCUGCCGCAGCGCAGCCCUGAGGACGCCCAGGCGGUGGCCGGGGCGCCGCCGCUGGCGGUGCAGCCGUUGGAGCUGCCUAGUGAUGAG
Messenger RNA from Monoraphidium neglectum, 909 nucleotides. RefSeq lists its product as hypothetical. The transcript has a single exon. The record is from RefSeq and is a predicted model, not a curated record. The annotation marks the transcript as partial. NCBI's taxonomy places the organism in Eukaryota, Viridiplantae, Chlorophyta, Chlorophyceae, Sphaeropleales, Selenastraceae.